UGGGAACGCGAACAGCGCGCGUUCAUGUGGGCACGCGCUGAGCAGCGUGCGCGCUACCGCGUCGCGUUCAGUGACUCAGUGGAAGUGUUUCGUAUCGACCGCGCUGCUCUCAGCUGCCACCCGGAACCGAGUGUCUUCUCCCCGGCCGAACAAACAUGUCCAAACUGGAGCAAAUCCUCGUCCUAGAUCCUCCGUGUGACCUGAAGUUCAAAGGUCCGUUCACAGAUGUGGUCGCCGCUAACCUGAAGUUAAAGAACCCGUCAGACAGGAAAGUGUGUUUCAAAGUGAAGACCACAGCGCCACGCAGAUACUGCGUCCGACCAAACAGCGGCAUCAUCGACCCCGGGGCCACAGUCAUUAUCUCAGUUAUGCUGCAGCCAUUUGAGUAUGAUCCCAAUGAGAAAAGUAAACACAAGUUCAUGGUACAGACGAUCUUCGCACCUGCAGCCAUCACAGACACAGAACACAUGUGGAAAGACGUGAGACCAGAUGAGCUCAUGGAUUCAAAACUCAGAUGUGUGUUUGAGCUGCCGAAUGAAAGUGAUAAAGUGAACUAUGUCGAUGCUGCUACUAAAGCCGCGCCAGCGAUCGGCUCUUCUAAAGUGGACAGUCUAGUGGCACCAAAACCCACGAGCGGCUCUCUGGACGACUCCGAGAUGAAGAAGGUUCUGGAAGAAUGCAAACGACUGCAGAUGGAGGUCGGCAAACUGAACGAGGAAAACCGCCAUCUCAAGGACGAAGGUUUGAGGCUGCGGAAGUCUCAACGCAGCGACUACAGAACGACUAACUCCAACUCUCUGAUCGGACGCGAAUCCACUGCCAGCUCACUUCCCUCGCUCCUGGUCGUCAUGGCAGCCAUCUUCAUCGGCUUCUUCCUCGGAAAGUUCAUCCUGUAGGUGGCGACGUCGGGCGGUUGCGUUUUGCCUGACGGACGAUUCUGGAGCGAGCGAACGAUCAUAUGGCCUGACGAAAGAGUCUUUCUGUUGACGUGUCCUUAUCACGAACCAUCAUCCCACGGGCCCCGUCCCAUAGGGGCCGUCACCGCGAGACUGACGGACGAUCUCUCUUUCGGGUUCAUUUCCUGUUGUCUUUUUCCAGAUGGAUGCGAGAAUCGAUGAACUGCUUUAUUUGGAGGUUUCGAAGACACGUGGCGAUCAUGAUGAUGUAGAUGAUCAUCUCAAAGACGAGUUUAAACACUAACGUAACAACAGCAAUUCGUCCCCGUCCUCCACAAACUCCAUUUUGGUUUAUUAAAAACUCAACGGAAGCGUCUGUAAAUGGCAUUCCUUGCAUCCAAACAAGAAAACAGCACAACACGGACAUUUCAACCCGUUCUGGACGGCCUUUAAAACUGCGGGACAUUUCGGCCCUUCACGGUUAGUUUUGUGGUGAUGUCAUCAGUUGGACUUGCGACACAGGUGACCGCUUCCUAAUGUACGUUUUGUUCUUUCUUCUGUUCCUAACUAUAUCGAUGCAGACUGUUGUUAUUAUCAUUUAUUAAUAAUAUGAUUCAUGUACUUUCACUCGGAACAGCAUUAAUCCACACACAUGUGCACUGAUGUCUUCACUUGACAACAUUGAAUAAAUAAACUUUUAAAAAAAACAACGUUUCUGUUUGUGUGAUUUUUAUUCCGUGAUUUGCAUCUUUCUGUAUUUUCAGUAUUUACUGUAUCGACAUUCCUGGAAUAUUCCGGUUUGGGUUCCAAACUGAAAACACUAAGAAUUCACCGUAACUCCGUUGAAACGGUUCUGUAGGUUAUUUCAGGAUUGGGUGUUCGUUCUAUUUUAGAAUUUUGGGGGUUCAAGCCCGAAUACGUAGAGAGCUGACACUUUGAGGGAAGGUAGUCCCCCGGAGUACUACAGUAACAACGUUUCGGUCCGAUCGGCUAUAGUGAUCAUGUUUAAGUUACGUUUGUUUACGCCUGUAACUCCUAAACCGUUUGUCGCACACUCAAGUUUCUUACAUCGGUGUAUUCGUUGGCUCAAGACGAACAAAACGUAUAUCUCCGAUUUCUUUUGCAUCGUGAACAUUUUCGCGCUAAUUUGCAUAAUUCAAAAAACCUACUUUUGCUAACUCCUCCUACGCCGUAUGUCCGAUUCACAUUAAAAUUGCCGUGUGUCUACUAUGAACCCUCCUGAUAAAAUGUUAUCAAAGGAAUUUUGAUUCGUCGAAGCGUUGCGAAGAUAUAAGCCAACGAAUUGGUCAGCCGUCAUCCGUUUUGAACGUAUUGACCAAUAUCUGCCAAACGAAAAGGCCAAAUCUUACGAAACUUGAUACACAUUGACAACAGGACACUCUGAGGAAGCACACAGUCGCGAAUAAUUUUGCCUUUAGGGGGCGCUACAACUAAAAACGAUAAUAACUCCUCAACCGUAUGAUCAAUUAAGUUGAAUUUGGUAUGCGUCUUGUAGGGGCCAAAGGCUAACAUAUCCUACAAUAUCAGUCGGACAAAUAAAAAAACAUGGCCGCCAGCAGCCAAUCAAAUUUCAGCAACUAAUAACAUCAAAUAUUAAUGGCCGACCGUUACGAAACUUGAGUUAUUUGUAGACAUUGUCAGAAUGAGGCUGUGUGCCAAGUUUUAUGAAAAUCGGCCACAAGGUGGCGCUAUAACAAGGACAUUUACAUUUUCGCCAAUAACGCCGCAACAGAGUUGAAUAACCUGAAAAUUAUUUGAUUCUCUAAUUCCUUGCACCAAGACCUACAAAAUGUAUAUCUUCAUUUUAUUAAAUGUUUCCGCUAUUCAAAUUUUCUAAAAAAGCAACUUUUUCGAACUCCUCCUAGGCCGUAUAUCUGAUUCUCACAAAAAUAGGUGUGUCUACUAUGAACCCUCCUGACAAAAAGGGGGCCAAAUGCAAACAUAUCCUACAAUAUGACUCUAUGACAAUAUGUGAGUGUGUGUAUAUGAGUGUGAGUGUGUGUGUGUGUGUGUGUGUGAGUGUGUGUGUGAGUGAGUAUAUGUAUGUGAGUGUGUGUGUGAGUGUGAGUGUGUGUGUGUGUGUGUGAGUGAGUGAGUGUGUGUAUAUGAGUGUGAG
Molecule: messenger RNA, 3033 nt
Organism: Xyrauchen texanus (razorback sucker)
Lineage: Eukaryota; Metazoa; Chordata; Actinopteri; Cypriniformes; Catostomidae
Product: vesicle-associated membrane protein-associated protein A-like
Exons: 6
Coding region: 156-896 (246 amino acids)
Biological process (GO): neuron projection development
Cellular component (GO): endoplasmic reticulum membrane; plasma membrane
Molecular function (GO): FFAT motif binding
Source: RefSeq, a predicted model, not a curated record